Maudiozyma saulgeensis is the source of this 1794-nucleotide messenger RNA. The record is from the annotation of a GenBank genome assembly. Lineage: Eukaryota; Fungi; Ascomycota; Saccharomycetes; Saccharomycetales; Saccharomycetaceae.
AUGGCUCGAAUAGACCAUGUCGCACCCUAUUUUAUGCCAUUAUUUUGUUCAAACCGAUCCUCAAUUGUUGCAAUAUUGAUAUGUAUAAUAGUUAGUAUAUUUGUCUUAAUAUAUGGAAUAUCAUAUUUAUUACCCACAGAAUAUGAUGAUCCAAAUAUGUUUACACCAAAUGGACAAGACUAUUUCAGAACAUCUUUAUUAGGAUUUUUAUCUCCAUUUUUAUUUUAUUUCUUAAAGACAUUUGUAUUUAAUAUCAACCCUAAAUUCUUAUUAAUUAACCUAUUUUUUGAUUUCCCAUUAAAUGAUUCAUUUUUAUUAUGCAUUUUGAUCGGUCUAGCAUAUCCUCAACUUCAGGACCAGGUUCAUCGUCCACAGAUAGAUACAGUUGGCGACCCUUUAGAACCCGCACCACCAUUAUGGCAUAUCAUACCUAGACAAUCGUACAUAUUUGGAUUAAACUGGGCUUUAGCAGAGUUAAUAUUGUCAAUUUUAGAUAACAUGCCAUAUUAUAAAGAAAUUACAUUGAAUUCAACCCUCGGUAGCUCAUUAGAUCCAAAUAUCAUCCCUGAUAAUGAUUACAUCAACGCGCCAGAAAAUGAUGAAAGUUUACUGAACAGGAAUAACAUUACUUUAUCAAGAUGUGUAGGAUUAAGAAGAAUAUCCUCUACAAUAUCAUCAAAUGUUUACUCUUCUGAUAUGGAUGUAUCUCCGAAUAGGAACGGCAACAACAAUUAUGGAACAAUAACAUCCGAAAGAUCCCAUUCUAAUAAACAUAAAUCAAUAACAAGAGAAAGAAAUGGUUUAAGGUCUCGUAGUACAUCUAACUCUGAGAAUAUGAUUUCUACACAAUUAGAACCAGAUUCUAAUUCAGUUCUUGUAAUUGAUCCAAAAGAUAAUUCAAUGAGAUUGACAUCGCUUGAUUUGGAACAUGAUAUGCUUAAUACUAAUAUGUCCCAACCCAAAUUCAAAAGAAAAAAUGGAUUUGUAUGGGUCACCUUUAAAGAUGAUAUUAAGAGUACCCAGAAAAUAACAACAACCCCUCAUGAUUUAGAGAACAACAAUAGUAGCUCCGACACCCUUAAUCGACCUCUCAUUGAGAGACAACACCGAGUUAGAUAUUAUUGUGAAAUACAGAAGAACAGAUACUUAAUCAUCAGAUAUUUGAGAGCUUACCUAAUUUUUAUGGGUAAUGUAUUACUAACCAUUGGGGAAAGUUUUAUUCUUUCUAUUUAUUUCAUAUACAUACGAGGACAUGAAAAUUUAUUCACAGAUGUAGUUAAUUAUUUUGGGUCCCGUAGUUUACUCAACUUCUUCCUAUGCAUUAUCAUUCCUUUCUUAAUGCUUGAUUAUUUUGUCAAUAUCCUGAUAUUAUUCUGGAACGAUAUGGAGAAUGUUUAUGGCACAAAUGGUUAUCAUGGAAGAACAGAAAGCGCUGGACGUACCCAUAAACAAAAUAAUGCAUUAUAUCAAACCGAACAUUUCUACUUUGAUUUAUAUUCUAGAGCCCUUGAUUCAGAGAAUGUUCCUCAUCCCCAAAACACAUUGCUGACAGAUUAUUUUACAACUGAAAGUUUAAUUAACACCCCACCAAACUACCUAAACGAUCCUUCGUUACUUGGCCUAAGUAAUAUAUCAUUACCAGAAUCAAACAAGACCAACAAGAAACGUCCAUUGAGAAAAUUGAUUCAGUUAUGGCAAAGGAUUGGUGUCAAGAGUGCUUAUAUUAUCGGAACGCAAUUUCUUUGGGGAUUAUUAGCGUUCAUAGUAGGAAUAUAUACAGCUGCAGAUAUAUAA